UUACUAUGAAGUACCAAUUAUCAAUUUUGCUUGAUUUGUAUUAAUGAUAUUGUUAUGUGAUAUCAAUAAAGACGCCUUGUCAUCAACAAUAAACCAACACAAUGACAGAAGCUUUGCCAAGAGGAAAUUUUGGACCAGGACCCACUACUCUACCAGUCAUUUCCUGGUUUGAAUUUCUGCUGAAUGAUAAACUGCUGGAAAAUCAUCUACAGCUAGAAAACCCAGAUCCUACACCUGUCCAACUGAUUAUCCAGUUUCUACAGCAGGCAGAGGCACAUCAGGCCACCAACAAUGUACAACAGAUUAUACCCAGGGAGGCACCUUCACCACUGCCAUCCAUCCCAACCAGCAAUGGACAGGGGCCAGACCAAAUCAAGACAGAGGAACCAGAAACAAAACCACAAAUAAAAGAAUUGAAGAAGGUCACAGCUCUCAAGUUGUUAGCACUGAAAGUUACAGCCUACCUCAACUGGAAUCUCACAUUGCUCCUGAAAAGCGUGCCCCUGGUGAUGCUGCAUGCACUUCUGAAUGAGUUGUUGAAGAUCACACUACACCAGGAUGUGGACACAGUCAGUGGGUCUGUGAUGGAGUAUGAGGAGAUUUCUGAUCAGGCAGUUUUUGCACUACAGCUCUAUUAUCGCUGGUGUCUUCUUGCCGUUGUCAAGGACAGUUUUCCUGCACGUCCUGUCAGGUCGUUUCUACAAGUACAAGGUCAGCCUGAUCCUACAAUGGCUUUAGCAGCAGCCAAUGAAAACCUGAUUAGGACACUAAAAGAGAGGACAGCUACGUCAGUGGCUAACCUAGAAAAGUGUGUCCACUGUGGAAAGACCAUCAAGAUGCCAACAGCCAAUAGCUUCCGAAUUCCUGAUGAACACACAGACGAGCCGCAGUAUGACUGGGACACAUCUCUCUCCAUCACGCCAGACGAGUAUAAUUGUCAGAUAUUUUAUGAUAUAGGGAACUUCUACUUUUAUGAAAAGGGUUAUAGUCAUGCAUAUGUUAUGUUCAAGAGAUGUACAGAAUUAUUUGACCAUUUAACAUCACCAGUUUACUGUAAUAUAGACGAGACAAGACUAAGAGGUUACAUGACAGGGUGUCACAGUCUCAGAAGUGUGACAGAAAACCAGGAAGUUAAGCCAGACAGUCUGUAUGAACAGGCCGAAAAUAGCAAGAAAAACCAAUACACAGACAUAGUGGAGGUACUUCUGGCAGACAACAUGAAACAAGAACUAAGCACAUCUUAUCGCAGUGAUGUGGAGGCAGACAUCGCAGACAAGGGUGACAGCUUCAACGGCCUUUAUGUCCAGGUUGGGAUUUGUAAUGUGGUGCGGGGUGUAAUGGAGGGAAAAGCUCUCGUCUCUCUACUGGCUGAUGUUCUGGAGGAAGCCGAGGAAAACACGGUCGAUUUUCUACUUAUGGUGAUAACCAAGGCCUUGAUGGGUGCUUCCUAUGCACAGAAGAAUAAUCUCAAGUGCUUUAUCUGGCAUCUUAUGGAUCUGUCACCUGCAGGGUCAAAGUUCAACACAAUGGUAAUGACUGCACCUUUAUCAGACAACUUCACUAAACAAGAGUUGUCGGAGAUGGCUCUAUUGGCCGAUGAAGACAACAGCAAUGGUUACAGUCAAAUGAUUGACGAUGAUGUCACAACCACCUGUUCUAGUUAUCCGGGAAGUCGAGGUGUUUCUUUCUUGUCAGAGGGGACCGAUACGUCGGUAAACUUAGGUAAUGCGGAACACCAGUUGAUGUAUAUGUAUGACCCAGAUGUGAUGCGACGCCUCAUAGCGGAACUCUGUCAGAAGUAUAACCGAUCGCCUGCAUACAUCAUGUCUCUAAAUGAGAAGUGGAAGGUGCCUCGAGACAUGCACCACAUCAUUAUGAACCUCCAGCAAAGUGAAGACCAGGCAUAUGUUUAUCUCCUUAUUGGCAAGGCCAAUCACUGCAUGGAUGUCAGGAUUUAUGAGCGAGCACGACAGCUGCUGUAUGUGGCCGACAAUGUGGUAGCAGAAAUGUCCUAUACACUGUCCAAGCAUGUGCGAUGGCACAUCCUGCUGGCUGAUCUUCAACAAUACUUCCUGUCUGAGACUCUAGCAGACCAAACCUCACUACAAGAUCUGGUCAAGAAAACCAAGACUUGUAUCACCUGUGUACGACUUGGCCAAGAUGUACAACCAAGUCGCUUAGUGCUGGAGCACUGUGCUGCCUUCCUAAUGAACAUCAGGGACUGGAAUUACUUAGCCAACAUGGACAACUCAGGCAGUGGUCACAUUGAGCUGUGUCGUCUGUUUUCCUGUGUAUGUAAAGAACUACCUUCCAUUAAGAAUGCCAGAAAGCCAGGCCGAGAUUUGUGGGAAGCUCUGAGACAUAUAUUUACAACAAGUACCCAACAAAACCGAGGGAACAGUGCCGCAAGGAACAGUGCUAUUCAUAGAGAGCCUAAUUAUGCCUGUGUUACAAAGGACGCCUUCAUAGAGUUCCUCAAAAAAGUCAAGGAAACAAGCAUUCUGUCUGUACUGAUAUCUGUGAUUACCAAGUACUACAAUAUUUUGAGGGAUGAUAUAUCCUGUGAAAUUUCCAGUGACUACAUAGCCCUAUGGCCUACUACACUUAGCAAUUCAUCGUUGGUGAACGGUGACGCUGUAGAAGAGGCCCUAUCAGUGCUGAUGCAGCAUGUCCUAAGAGUCAACCCUGCUCAACCUUCCUGGCUCCGUACACAGGCAGACAUACACUUCGCUAACAACCAGUUCUCUCCUGCUAUGAAGUACUAUAUGGAGGCUGGAGUGGUAGCCUCUGACUUCUUCUCCAGUGCUGUACCCAAAAGUAUCUACGAUGACCAGGUAUACAGGAGGAUGGUCAAGUGCUGUUCUUACCUUCAGUGUCAUACCCAGGUUGCGGUGCUGUGUCAGUUCUUAGAUGAGGUUGACUACACUACGGCCUUUAAGGGCCUUCAGGAGAAGAAUGUUUACGAUGCGAUGGACUCCUACUAUCCAUGUGUCUGGGACGUCAGCAUACUGGAAUUCCUUGUCCAUCUGCACACAAGAAGGGGAGAGGUGGAGAAAAGACAGGCAGCAAUGAAGGCACUCAGCCAGAUUGACCUGAACAGUAACAACCCCGAGGAUAUUGUACAGAGAGCUGUACAGAUGAGGAAACGGAAGUUCCUUCGCUCCCUAGCCAAACAAUACCUCUGAUGUAUGUCUUGGCUAGAGACACUAAUAUUCACCAUACACACUACCAGCUCUUCUGAUUUAAAGACAAAAACAAUACAUUUUAGGAAGCGGAUGUCCGAACUCUAUAUAUAAGAAACAGUUUACUUAUAUCAAUAUUCAUAUUUGCUGUCUGCCAAUUCAAAGAAGAAAUUUAUUGAUAUUUCUAACCUAUACAGAGCUCUCCAAAUGAUUGAUUUUCUUGUAAAGUGACAGCAUUGAUUGUCUGCAAUGUCCUUCCGGCUGUCUGUAACACUUGAUAAACCUUUACGUUUAACACUGUUCCUCUGAUGCAAUGUCUUUCCGGCUGUCUGUAACACUUGAUAAACCUCUAUGUUUAACACUGUUCCUCUGAUGCAUUGCCUGCAUUUGCAUCUGCAGGCUCGCCAGCAUUUAUUCUGGGAUAGUUAUGUGUGAAAAAAGAAGAACCAGUUUUUCUGUAUAAAUGAACAGGCCUCUGAUUGGUCUUUGCCUAUUCUUCUGUAAUGCUAUAUGUUCUUUAUUCAUCAAAAGUGGUGAAUUUAUGGCCUGGUGUAUUUUUAACACUUAUUCUUAUUCAACUCAAGUUAGGAGGCUCUGUACCAUUUCUGUCAAAAUUUUACAGGUGACAUUUAACAUGUAAGUUUGGAUAAUAUUAAGUUUCAAUUUGUAUUCACAAUUCUCUAAUAGUUGACUUCAAACAUAUUUUAGUAUUGUCAAUCACUUACCAAACCUACCAACAUCCAAACUCAAUAAUCAAAAUAAGUUAUUGUCUCACAAUGAUGUAGGACGAGAACAGAGUCUACAUUUUUAUCAGCAUCAACAUUUUAAAUGAGAUUCGUGGAGUGUAAGUAUUAAAAGACUUAAAAGUAUGAAUGUUGAUGUACAGUUACAUCAUGGGGUUUACAACAUAAACCAUAACAAAAGGAUUUGAAUCGCUUUGUUCCAUUUUUUUUUUUUUUUUUCGGGGGAAAAAAAAGAUGUUUUUUACUAUAACUCCUGCAAUAAUUUUCAAGUUCUGUUAUCAAACAUUGUAUAAUUCAGGUAACACUUGUGAAAACACAAUUCAUUAAAUUUUAUCAAUUUUUUUUUCUUUUUGCUUUUGUUUUGUAGUUUUGUAGGGUUUGUUCACUCCCAAAUCAUAUGGUUUGCUUAUGUCAAAAUACCAAAUCCCAGGGUUUUUUUGUUUGUUUUUGUCAAUAUUAUAAUUGCCACAGCUUGCUUGUGUCAGUCACUAAUCCAUGUUCGUAUCAACAACACUCCAGUCUGAUCAUGAGUACUGUGUGAGAAAUAUUGUAAUUUCUAGGUUUUAUGGACAUUUUAUCUGUUGUACGCAAUGUCUUGCUUCAUACCAUAUACAUAACAAAUACUUGUCAGUUAUCGUGCUGUAACUAAAAUUAUUGAAACUGCUGACUCCAACCAACAGGUGAAGGCCUUUUUGUUUUUUAUAUACAAUUAUUGUUUUCUGGUGCAAAUGGAACAUAUUUGCAAAGUGCUGUUGUACAUGUAAUAUUUAUUUUCCUAAGCUCUAUUUCAGUCAUACUGUAGAUUUAUUCAAAAAUCUUAGAUUUCUGGAAAUAUUUUGUCACGGUUUUGUGGGAGUAAAAUGUCUAUCUUCUGUGUGUUGAAUAUGUUGUACAUUGAGCACAUUUAUAACACUAGAAAUGAAAAUACCAUGAUAGUAAAGUAAAAAUGAAUCAGUUAUCAUAAUUAUUUCAAUUAUGGUUAAUACAGAGGGUCAGAGAGCGAAAGUGAUUGUAAAACCUGGAGUUUGGAGGGUACAGAGAGGGAAAGUGAUUGUAAUCUCUCGAGUAUCUAGGUGGGCGGAGAACAAUAGUGAUUGUAAACCCUGGAGUAUUGAGGGUACAGAGAGGGGAAGUGAUCUUAACCCCUGGAGUAUCCAGGGUACAGGGAGGGAAAGUGAUUGUAACCUCUGGAGUAUCGAAUAUCUUGAACUGCAAUGUCUCUUGCUAAAACAACAAUUCAAAAUUCAGAAUAUCCUUUUUCUUCCUUUUUUUCUCUAGAUAUUACUAGGUAUCAUAUAUACAUUAAUUUGUACAACAUCAUACUAAAUAGUGUUCAUACUUUACUGUGUACAGGUUGUGAUAAUCAUCACAUUAUUACCAGUAGGGAGCCGAUUGUUAAGUUUAAAAGAAUCAUCAUUUGUUAUUUUUGAUAUUUUCUUGGAAGGAAAAUCAAAUAUUGAAAAUGUGAAUGGUGUUUGUGUAUGUAUAUUAUUUUGUAUAUUUUUCACAAUAGAAA
This is a messenger RNA of Ylistrum balloti, 5441 nucleotides long. Its product is annotated as integrator complex subunit 8-like. The transcript is spliced from 26 exons. NCBI's taxonomy places the organism in Eukaryota, Metazoa, Mollusca, Bivalvia, Pectinida, Pectinidae. The record is from RefSeq and is a predicted model, not a curated record. Gene Ontology annotation, biological process: snRNA 3'-end processing. Bases 102 to 3185 code for a protein of 1027 amino acids. Gene Ontology annotation, cellular component: integrator complex.